Portunus trituberculatus (swimming crab) is the source of this 3830-nucleotide messenger RNA. RefSeq names its product serine/threonine-protein kinase PAK 2-like. The record is from RefSeq and is a predicted model, not a curated record. The transcript is spliced from 13 exons. Gene Ontology annotation, cellular component: cytoplasm. Gene Ontology annotation, biological process: intracellular signal transduction; protein phosphorylation; regulation of MAPK cascade. NCBI's taxonomy places the organism in Eukaryota, Metazoa, Arthropoda, Malacostraca, Decapoda, Portunidae. Gene Ontology annotation, molecular function: ATP binding; protein serine/threonine kinase activity. The coding region runs from base 146 to 1822 and encodes 558 amino acids.
AUUAUUGUUAUCUAGGCUGGUUGGCUCUCAGUCAUCCUCUGCCUACGAGACUGUCCGGCCCGUGUCUGCGUUGUGUUGAGCUGUUGACUCCUUACUAUCAGCAUCAACACCACCGCCACUAGGACCAGCAUCAACGUUUCCCAGGAUGUCGAACCGCGCUCCUCCAGGAGUACCCUUGAGGUGGAAUGACGUCCCGCUGCCUCCUACUCGCAUCUCCUCCAUCGAAAAGCCCAACAAGAACCUGAAGCCGCUCCCCAAGACGCCGGAGCCAGACCGUAGGAAGCUGUCUAGUCUGGUGAAGCGACGGCGAAACAAGACAGUGCCCAAUAUUUCCCUCCCAACCCACGUGACUCAUGUCGUCCACGUGUUCUUUAAUGAAAAGACCAAGUGCCUCGAGGGUCUGCCGGAAGCUAUGAAGGCGAUCCUGGCCACGUCGAACAUCACGGUGGAGGAGCAGCAGAAGAACCCCAGCGCCGUGUACCAGGCCAUCAAGUACUUCCAGUCACAGGAAACGGUGGUCAAGGACAAGUACAUGACACACGGCAGUGAUACAGACAGAGAUUACGAUGAAUUGCCUCCUCCCCGACCCGUGACGAGAUUCCAGGGCAAUGAUUAUGAUGAACUGCCUCCGCCUCGUCCGGUUGAGAAUCUGCCCACUAUUAGGGAAUCGAGAGAGUCACGCGAGCUGAGGCAGAGCCCCGCCUUGACGGAGACAGGUGCCCCGCCCAUCGCUUCCCGCCCAGAGAGAACCAAGUCAGUCUACACUAAGCCCGUGGAUGAGGUGGACGGCGGCCUCCUGCCCACCCGAAGACCUCGCAGCGGCAGUGAUGGGCAGAUCGCGCCGCUGAGGGAGAAGAAGCCAGACAAGGCGGCGAACCAGCGGGAAGACAUACUAAGAAAGCUACGGGCGGUAGUCAGCGUGGGUAAUCCGACUAAGAAGUACAAACGCGAAACCAAAAUUGGACAAGGGGCGUCUGGGGAGGUGUACACGGCGCAGAACUUGAAGACAGGGGAGGUGGUGGCAAUAAAGAUGAUGACGCUAAGCAAACAGCCGCGUCCUGAACUUAUCUUGAACGAAAUCCUGGUGAUGGAGAACAGCAAGCAUGCCAACAUUGUCAACUACCUCGACUCUUACUUGGUGAAAGAGCAGCUCUGGGUGGUGAUGGAGUACCUGGAAGGGGGGUCGCUAACAGACGUGGUGGUGGAAACUGUUAUGGAGGAGAAACAUAUUGCCACUCUAUGCAGGGAGGUGCUCCAGGCCCUUGAGUUCCUGCACCGAGGCAACAUUAUUCACCGGGACAUCAAGUCAGACAACGUACUGCUUGGGAUGAACGGGGAUAUUAAGAUCACGGACUUCGGUUUCUGCGCCCAGUUGUCUCCAGAGCGCAGCAAACGGUCUACCAUGGUGGGGACGCCUUAUUGGAUGGCGCCCGAGGUGGUGACGAGGCAGAUGUACGGAGCUAAAGUGGAUGUGUGGUCUCUUGGCAUCAUGGCUCUGGAAAUGCUGGAUGGAGAGCCGCCUUACAUGAACGAGGACCCGGUUCGCGCCAUCUACCACAUCUCCACGAACGGCAAGCCAGAGAUCAAGAAGAGGGACUUACUUUCCCCAGACUUCGAAAACUUCCUGGAUCAGUGUCUUCAAGUGGACGAGAGCAAGCGACCCUCUGCCUCCCAGCUCCUCAAGCACCCAUUCCUGAUGUGCGCAGCGCCUCUUGUUUCCCUGCGCGUCCUCAUCGAAGCUGCGCGCGGAAGUAUCGCCAAGAAAAAUACAUGGAACCGUGAAGCGAAAAAUUUGUUGUAUACGAAUGUGUUAAAAUUUUGAGCCUCUAGCGGAAUGUGUGGAGCUAGGGAGGGAUGAGAGGGAGAUGGGGAUAAAGGGUUAGUAGGUGGUACAGGCAUGUGUGUGUGUGUGUGUGUGUGUGUGUGUGUGUGUGUGUGUGUGUGUGUGUGUGUGUGGGUGUGUGUGUGUUCUUAUCUUCGUUCAUAAGCAUGUUGUAAUCUUAAUCUCAUUUUUCUUUCUUUUAACACUUUGAGAAAGCUGAAAAUAAGUUAAUGGCGUUAGUAUGUUGUCUUUUUUUCAUGUGUGUGUGUGUGUGUGUGUGUGUGUGUGUGUGUGUGUGUGUGUGUGUGUGUGUGUGUGUGUGUGACCUUUCCUGUGAUAUGAUGAGUACGGAGAGGCGCUGUUUUCCGUAGCAGUCUGUAUCAAAACCGCUCUGCUCUUUCACCAUCACUACUAUUUUCAAAGGCCACAAACGAUUAGCCGGUUUCUCAAGACUGUUUCUCCUAUAGAUAAUGUAGAAAUCUUGUUAAUCUGUCAGUAGAAUCUUAAAAGAAGUAUCUUUGAAAGUCAUUGCAGCUUGUACUAGAGUGUUUUGAAAGUAAUGGAGAUGAGCAGAGAAGUGUUUGAGAAUACAGAUGUUGUGGUUCAGGAUAACUUGUCCCUUCCACCCCCCGACACAUCUUCAGUCUUCGCAGUUUCCAGGAAAUUAAUUGUUUGCGUGGUUAUACAAAAAAUAUAUUAAUUUCCAUUUUUAUUUAUUUAUUUUCCGUGAUAGGUGAUUAAGUCCUAUACCUGAUAAGGAUCAAGUUAAAGCUCGUUUUUUAUUUUAUUUUGUCACAUGAAAGUUUUGAUUUUAAUGGUGUUCCAGUAUCCACAGUAUUGUAGAAGGAAUAUAUGCAAUAACCUAACCUAUAUAUUUAUAACUUACCCAGAAGUUAACUUAACCGGACCUGACUUCACUUGACUAACUUAAUCAGACCUGACUUAACCUAUAGCAUAACUUAACUUAACAUGGCAUCCAAACCUAACUCAACAUGAAAAACAUCUCUCGUGUGUCAUGCAGAUAAUCUGGAUAUGCGAUGCCCUGAGGAGGUGUACUGUAAGUGGUUAUGACCAUUCCCCUGCUUAGGAGGUGACAAAGGGCCUGGUUAAAUGAAAAGGAAGGAAGAAAGGAAGGAAGGAUGGAAGAAGUCAUGUGUUAAUAAGAAUGAGUGUAUAUUUAUGUAUAUAACUCAAACUUGUAAUUCGUGAUGAUGUUCGCGCAAUUGACAAAAAGAAACCAGUAUGUUGACGCACUGUAAAGAUUUAAUAGUCAGUUUGAUAAAAUAAUGAAAUGAUAAAUAUACGUAUAGAUGCAUACACGAGGCGAGUGAUGUGUGUGUGUGUGUGUGUGUGUGUGUGUGUGUGUGUGUGUGUGUGUGUGUGUGUGUGUGUGUGUGUGUGUGUGCGCGCGCGCGUGCGUAUGCGUGACUUGUCUGUGGCGAUAAUACCCAAAAUCACGUUGAGACAGGUGCAGACAUACAGGUAUACAUUCAUACAGGUACAGUUAGACAGGGACAGUUAAAUAUUUAGGCACAGUUAGAGGUGCAGUCAUAUAGGUAACAGUCAGACAGGUUACAGUCAUACAAGUACAGGCACAGAUACAGACAAACAUCAUUUAUAAUCAAUACAGGUAAAAAUGGACGAACAAUAAAUUACAUGAAGCAAACUUUUCCCCUCGCACUCAAAAUUUGGAGGAAAUGAUAAUGUCUAUAAAUUUCUGAAUAAAUCCUCUACUUUCUAUGAGGUUAUUGGUAUGUUUGAUUAUAAGAGUCUUUAGCGCGCUGGCGCCUCGCCGCAACGCCCGUCCCCGUCUCUGUGAUGACUCCAGAGACGCAGCGACGGUGACGUGUGGGUGUGAAUGGCAAUGGUUGAGUAUUGGUGUAUUUUUUUCGUGAUUGAUCGGCGACACAGGCUUAUAGUGCUGCCGUGUUAUGUCGCUAAGCUUCCUCGUAUUUGAGAUUAUGGAAUGUGAAAGCAGAAGAGAUAAAUAAAUAUUCUACAUUCUGAU